AUGACACUGCAUGAGCCCAGCCUGGGAUCUGGAGAGGAAUCAUGGGAGGCCAGCUCUGCUGAAUUGGAGAGGAGGUGCAGGCUGGGCAGUGAGGUGGCCAGUCUCUCCCACAUCACAUCCAUGGAGAAAUGUGAACAUUACUUCAAAAUAUCAUCCCCCAUCAGGUGUUGCUUAAGGACAGCAAAAAUCAUCACCAUCUUCAUCAUUGUUGUUCUCUGUUCACUGUUUUUCAGCAUGUAUCCUGACAGGGAAAGCCCCUGGAGGAUGCUAGCAGUCUCAUCCACCGAAAGCUUCUCCAUGAAUCUUAGUGAUUUUCGUGACAACUCCCUGCUGAAGCUGCAGGUUGGUGGGCCAUUUUUGGGAGGGAUGGAGGCAGUACAAGAGGCCCAGGAGUAUAUUCUGAUCCAGGUGGAGCAGACUGAAGAAGCGGGGUCUCGCCGGAGACGAACUCAACAGGUGCUUUAUAACUGGACCAUACCAUUGCAUUCCCAACGAAGUGACCAAAUUCUGAGAACAAGGACAUUUGAAAUGGUUAGCAGCGCUCCUGUUCUGAUCAGUGUGCAGGCCUUUCUGUUAGACAGUCAGGUGGUUCCUCUGUCCAUGACUCACCAGUUGCUCUAUGUAACCGUGGAAACCCAGGUGCUUAUGGCUGGACUGAUCCUGGCAGGAGUCUAUGUGCUCAUCAUCUUUGAGAUUGUUCACCGUACUCUGGCUGCAAUGUUAGGAUCCCUGGCUUCUCUGGCAGCGCUGGCUUUCAUUGGAGAUAGGCCAAGUCUAAUGACUGUUGUGGAAUGGAUUGACUAUGAAACACUCGCCUUGCUGUUUGGAAUGAUGAUACUGGUGGCAAUAUUCUCGGAGACUGGUUUCUUUGAUUACUGUGCGGUGAAGGCGUAUCAGUUAUCCCGAGGAAGAGUGUGGCCAAUGAUAAUGAUUCUGUGCUUAAUUGCAGCCGUUCUCUCAGCCUUUCUCGAUAACGUAACAACUAUGAUGCUUUUCACCCCUGUUACAAUCAGGUUAUGUGAAGUGCUUAAUUUGGACCCCAGGCAUGUCCUAAUUGCUGAGGUAAUCUUCACCAACAUCGGAGGAGCUGCCACUGCUGUUGGAGAUCCUCCCAAUGUUAUCAUCGUAUCCAACCAGGAUCUGCGUAAAAAAGGGAUUGACUUUGCAGCCUUUACGGGUUACAUGUUCCUGGGAGUCUGUCUGGUGCUGCUGACCUCAUUUCCUUUUUUGAGAAUGCUGUACUGGAAUAAGAAACUUUACAACAAGGAAUCCAGCGAAAUCGUGGAACUGAAGCAUGAGAUUCUGGUGUGGAGGCAGACAGCCCAUCGCAUUAACCCUGCCAGCAGAGAGGAGUCUGCAGUCAAGUGUCUUCUCAUGCAGAAGGUGCUCAAUCUGGAAAGCCUCCUGCACAAGAAGCUCAAGACCUUCCAGAGGCAAAUAUCACAGGAAGACAAAAACUGGGAACACAAUAUUCAAGAGCUGCAGAAAAAGCACAGAAUAACUGACAAAAUCCUCCUGGUCAAGUGUCUGACUGUCCUUGGUGUGGUCAUCUUUAUGUUCUUCCUGAACUCCUUUGUUCCUGCCAUACAUCUGGAUCUGGGUUGGAUCGCGAUCUUGGGGGCUCUGUGGUUACUGGUGCUGGCUGAUAUUCAGGACUUUGAGAUCAUACUUCACAGAGUGGAAUGGGCCACCCUGUUGUUCUUUGCUGCUCUGUUUGUGCUUAUGGAGGCUCUAGCCCAGCUGCAGCUAAUCGAUUACAUCGGGGAGCAGACAGCAGUGUUGAUAAAAGCAGUGCCAGAGGAUGAGCGGUUGGCCAUCGCCAUCAUUUUAGUCAUGUGGGUCUCAGCACUGGCCUCCUCUCUUAUAGACAACAUUCCCUUCACUGCCGCUAUGAUUCCUGUGCUUAUUAACCUUAGUCAAGAUCCUGAUGUCAACCUUCCAAUCAAACCUCUCAUUUUUGCAUUGGCAAUGGGAGCUUGCCUUGGGGGAAAUGGGACACUGAUUGGAGCAUCUGCAAAUGUGGUGUGUGCUGGAAUUGCUGAACAGCAUGGCUAUGGAUUUUCCUUCAUGGAGUUCUUCAGGUUGGGCUUCCCCAUGAUGCUGAUGACCUGUACGAUAGCCAUGUGCUACCUUCUUGCAACUCACAUCGGACUUCACUGGAACACUUAAAUGUUCCCUCGUCAUGGGGAAGCAAAAAGACUGGGUGUGUCUGCAGUUUGCUUUUUUUUUUUGUGUGUGUGUGUGUGUGUGUGUGUGUGUGUUUUGAAUGACACAUCUGUUCUUCUUGGAAGGAUCAAUAAAGACUUAAACUUCGUAGACCUGGUUCAUCCUGAAAGACUAAGAUUUACAUGCAGGAGAGGUACACAGAAGAUAAACCAUGGGAACAUCUGAUCAUCUGCUGUAUUCUAACAGGUGCAACACACUGCUAUGGUGCUACUGCUGCUUUGUGAUAAUACUACAAAGAGAUUUAUUUUGGAAAACCUGUAUAUAUUUGCCAAAAAAAUGCUGAAAACCAGAAGAUUCCUUUUUUUGAAUAAAAAAAAUAUGCUUAUAUUAUUUAUUGAUGCACAGUUUGAAUUAUGACCUUUUCAUUUUUGAGGCAUCUGCUGAAAGGGAUCUUCUGUGGCCCACAAUUGUUGAAAUGUUGGACGGUUUAGAAUUCUAAAAAUUAUAUUAUUUACAUAAUUUACCAUAUUCAAAUAAUCUACAUAGUUAUCAAUUUAUUUCAUGUUGAAAAUGUGUGCAUAUAAAUUGAAAUGGAAAGGUUAUAUAUUAUAUUAUAUAUUAAUAUUAUAUUAUAUUAUGCAUAAUUACAUAAUUACAUACAUUACACAGGAAAUGUUACAUCCCUCAUCAUACUGUGAUGACGUGUGUCCCAGCACGACAAGACAAAAACAAUAAAACCCAUUCUUAUUAUAAUGUCUUACACUUAUUUCUUACAUCUUAAGCGUUGCAUAUUGCGUUGCGUAAACAUGAACCAUGUCUGUAUUUGUGAUUGGAGAAAUAAAAAUCGCUACUUUAAACUGCUUCAAACUUGCAUUUGAAUCAUCAGUGGCAAAUUAUUUACGUAUGUAAACGUACUUGCAUAAUGUGAGUCAGAAGCGCCAGACUG
Molecule: messenger RNA, 3112 nt
Organism: Carassius gibelio (silver crucian carp)
Lineage: Eukaryota; Metazoa; Chordata; Actinopteri; Cypriniformes; Cyprinidae
Product: P protein-like
Exons: 21
Coding region: 1-2169 (722 amino acids)
Biological process (GO): transmembrane transport; melanin biosynthetic process; melanocyte differentiation
Cellular component (GO): melanosome membrane
Source: RefSeq, a predicted model, not a curated record